Messenger RNA from Nyctereutes procyonoides (raccoon dog), 1251 nucleotides. RefSeq names its product brain expressed X-linked 4 (gene BEX4). The record is from RefSeq and is a predicted model, not a curated record. Gene Ontology annotation, cellular component: cytoplasm; nucleus. Bases 232 to 588 code for a protein of 118 amino acids. The transcript has 3 exons. NCBI's taxonomy places the organism in Eukaryota, Metazoa, Chordata, Mammalia, Carnivora, Canidae.
CUCGCGCGCCUCGCUGUAGCGUCAGACCCGGGCUUCGCUCGCUCGCUCGCUCGCUCGCCCGCUCGUCGGUACCUGCUCCCGGUGGCCCUGAAGGCGGCGGACCAGGGGCGGCCCCAAAGAGUAGGAGGCGGAGGGGGAGCAGGUGUGCUGGUCCAAGUGUUGCGGCGCCGGCGCACUCGCGGCGAGAAUCCGGAGGAGGAGGAGGAGACUGCAAGGAUAGGCCCAGGAGCAAUGGCGUCCAAAGAGAAACAAGUGGUGAAAAGUGUCAACGUGGAAAGUGCCCAGCAGGAAAACGAAGAACAGAGCUCUGUGGAGAAUGAAGAGGAAUCAUGCAAUUCGAAAGGGAGUGAAGGCAAGAAGAAUGGAAGAAAUGUUAAGCUGGGGCGAAUGAGACGACUUGUCCCUAAUUUUCGAUGGGCCAUACCUAACAAGAAUAUUGAUCACAAUGAAAUGGGAGAUGAUGUGGAAAAGUUCGUAGGGCAAAUGAUGGAGAUCAGGAGAAAGACUAAAGAGCAGCAAAUGAAGCAUCAUAAGCGCUUCCAAACUCCUGAACCUGAUAAUCAUUAUGACUUUUGCCUUAUACCGUGAAUCUUAAGGUUUUCCCUGAGGUUAAUAAUGUGGCCUCUGCUCCACAAGCUUGUAGUUUUGUGAUUUACUUUUUCUGUAAACAUUUGGUGUUUCCAGUUACCAGUUUGUAAUUAAAUAUUGUUUUGUCUCUGUAAAACUUUCUGUCCAGCAGGGCAAUUUCACCCAGUUUUAGAAAAAACUAUUCUUUUCAUAAUUGAAAUUAAUAAAGCAGUUGAAACAGUAAUCUUCUGCUUUCACCCUAGUCUUUAUUUUAUAAUACUACUUUUUCUCUCCUAGCUACCUAAAUGCAAAAUCUCUAGUCUUUGACUGUUUUUGUUGUUGUUUCCAUCCAAUGAACAAAGGAAGGAUCAUACUCCUAACUCAAUAUCUGAUGUCAUUUUAACAAUGUAUGUGCUCUACUGUUUUUCAAGGAGUAUGAGUCUUCCACCUGCAUAAAAACACCUUGGGAAAGGGAGAUUUGAGAAUAUAGAAUAUCUGGCUUCUGUCCUCCAGAUACACAGAUGGGCACUCCAGAAUCUCCGUUUUUUAGCAAGCUUUCCAGGUAAAUCUAGUGUACACCUCUAAUUUGAGGACACUGUGGUAUGUAUGUAUGUAUGCAUCUAUCUAUGUACAUAGGUGUAUGUUGUCAUGUUAAGUGUGAGCAAUAAAGUAAAAUUAAGAAUG